UCCUAUCUUUCUAGGCUUUCAUAGUGUAGAGUUCUCUAUGGCUCACACUUUUUUCUUUGCUACUUCUCUCUUCGCUGUUCUUGCUAGCGUUGUUCUAGCGACCAACACCUCAUGUUUCCCAGGCGAUGCCACCGUCCAAAUGUAUAACGGCGACCUCAAACUCAUGAGAGAUCUCAAAGUUGGAGACAAGGUUGCAGUGAGCAAAAACGUGUUCUCGGAUGUCUACGCAUUCGGCCACAAGGACGCCGAUGUGAUCUCCGAGUUCAUCCAGGUCCACACCGCCUCAGACAUGAUCGAGCUUAGCGAGGGCCACUUCAUCCCAGUCGACGCCAAGGGAAAGCUUGUGUACAAGCGAGCCAAGGAUCUCCAGGUUGGAGAAACUCUCUGGGGAUCAUCUCAAAUCACUGAACUUGCCAAGGUGGAGAAGCUGGGUCUCUACAACCCAUUCACUCUCUCCGGCAACAUCAUGGUUAACAACGUGGAGGCUUCCUCUCACAGCGAGUGGUUCCUGGACUCCCUCUUUGAUGCCAUUGGUGCAACUGAGUACCUCCCAUACGCAUACCAGGCCGUGCUCGCUCCACUUCGCGCCAUCUACAACAUCGUCAGCAAGGAAAUCUACGCAGAGGGCUAUGCCGCCAUGGAUUCCUGCGUCAACUUUGCUGAGUUUGGAGCCAAGUAUGGAGGAAGCAUUGCUCUCACCGUUGGAAUCGCUGGAGUUGCAACAGCAAUGCUGGCCACCAAAGCUUGAGCAAAAAUCAGGAGUAAAUAAGAGUGAAAUUAUCACAAUCCAGAUCAGGUCAAUGUAAAUCUCCAGAACAAGAACGAAAGAAAUGAGCGAAGGAACUGUGUGAUGUCAAACAAAAGCUUCAUUUCAUGACAUGCAUCACAAAGAUGCAUAGAUGUUUUCCAAGUUUCUCAAGUGUUAAGAAAAAAGGGGGAGAGCGAGAGAAGUGCCAGCCAACAGAUCACACACACAAGCAAAAAAGAAGAGCACGAGAGGAAACGAGAGAGUUAAGAAGAA
Molecule: messenger RNA, 1021 nt
Organism: Selaginella moellendorffii
Lineage: Eukaryota; Viridiplantae; Streptophyta; Lycopodiopsida; Selaginellales; Selaginellaceae
Product: warthog protein 6
Exons: 4
Coding region: 38-748 (236 amino acids)
Biological process (GO): protein autoprocessing
Source: RefSeq, a predicted model, not a curated record